AUGUUCCGCUCCAUGAACAAUGUGAUUGCCACUUGUGAUGCAGCCGGAGAGGAGGAAAAGUCACAUAUGUUGCCGUCUGAGCAUGAAACAGCAGGGGAUUCCAUGAUGAAGCUAUGUCAUUUUGCAAAUGAGUUGAUGUUCAGCAUGCGCGAUGAUUACGUUGUUGGAAAAUGGGACCCUGACCACUUUGUGGUGCUUGUAUCACCAGUCCCUGGGGACCAAUGUGACUGUUGCUCAGAAGAAAAGUCCAUCCAUGACAUGAGAGUUUGUGGGCACUGCCGUGUCACCUACUAUUGCACUGAGGAAUGCCAGAACAAGCACUGGCAGCAUGUGCACCACAAACUGUGUCGCAAAAAGGGUGAAUUUCGCUGUGGCGACAUAGUGCAGACCCUAGAACCCUUUGGGUCAGUCAGCUUUGGAAAAUACUGCCAGAUUGUGUCUCCUGCCAAGAAACAGAGCAAGGCCGGCAAUCUCUGGCUUGUGUCCGACCCCAAGGGAGAAGAUACCUGCAUCAUUUCUGCGGACAAAUUACGGGUUGACAGCUUGGUUGUUCGGGGCCUUAUGGGCGAAGAAGACAUUGGAGUGCUGGACUCCAUGGUGAAAGAAAUGCAAGAAGAAAACGGAAAGGAUACUGAUCCACCUGAAACCAUCAGUAUUUCUGAUCUUUAUGUCUGGUCUCUUGAGAAUGUGGAUUAA
Seminavis robusta is the source of this 696-nucleotide messenger RNA. Lineage: Eukaryota; Bacillariophyta; Bacillariophyceae; Naviculales; Naviculaceae. The record is from the annotation of a GenBank genome assembly.